Molecule: messenger RNA, 2861 nt
Organism: Gryllus bimaculatus (two-spotted cricket)
Lineage: Eukaryota; Metazoa; Arthropoda; Insecta; Orthoptera; Gryllidae
Source: the annotation of a GenBank genome assembly
AUGGAUGAAGAAGAAAUGAAGCUGAUUAUGGCGGCGGGCUGCCUCUACGACCACAUCCGGUGGGGCGAGGCGUUCGUGGUGGUGUACAGCGUGGUGGACCGCGCCAGCUUCCGCGACGCGCGCGACCUGCUGGCCAAGCUGUCCCAGCUGAAGCUGCCCAGCUACUUCACGGCGCUGCUGCUGGGCAACAAGCGCGACCUCGACCACUCCAGGCAGAUCUGCGUGGACGACGGGCAGGAGCUGUCGCUGCAGUUCGGCUGCCAGUUCUACGAGGUGCUGGGGAACAUUUUCGGUAAGAACGCUGGAGGUGGUGCGGGCAAGACCGGCACCGACAGAAAGAAGCGACCUUCGCUGAGCAUCUAAGCAGCUGCGUGAAAUGCAUUGAAGCAACCGCCCCGCACCUUCAACGUCACUGCUUUGCAGUGGCCCCAGCCUGCAACUUUUUCGGCGCCCUUCCAGCUUCCUUGUAAAAAUAAACAAACAAACAACAAAACUGAGAUGGCUUUCAUCUCACUCGACAGUUGAGUUUUACAAGAAAGUUGACGAUACUGCGAGUAGUAGCGCCUGCCCUAUAACAUCAGCCUCGACACCACAGAAGUUAAUUUGCUUCUUCUAGUCCGUCGUUUUUGUGCUGCAUAUUUUAUAUGUUUAAUGUGACUGGCUGUUGUCAGGACAAUUUUUUUUUUACUCAGAUUUGGAAAUAAUAGGACCAAAGAUACGAGGACGUGAAGGAAUGUGUUAUUUUUUCAAGAGGGUGUAUCUUCAGUUCUGUGAUCAACUGACCGAACUGGUAAUCUCCAUUAUGUCUAAGCGAUUGUUAUCGUUCCCAUUCGUCUUUCUCCUGAAGAGAAGUACCUACGAUAAUUCUUCCCUUGCGUGCAGUGGUGUUUCCUCCCUGCUGGUUAGUUUUAUGUGCUUUAAAGGUGUUGGCAGCGGUUUCGCAGCAGUACUUCAUGAUGUGAACGACGCUCAGCUACGAAUUAGUUCUUCAGUUCCUAUUGUGUUCCGUACGCAUCCACCGUUGGAAGUACCCAAGCAAGAUGUAUUGGAGGUGACCCUUAAUUGUGAAAAGAGCUGUUGCCUCGCACACCCCCAUUCCUGUCUUGUUGUCAAGAUGUGUAAAUAUGACACAUUCCACGGACACAGAGAAAUAUUAUGUAAACUUUAUUUAUGAACACCAUGAUCCUCGACACCAAGCGUGAACAGGAACUAGAAACAAGUUCGAUAAUAGAAUUUGUCGAUAUAAUAAAAUGAUGACUUUAUAUAAUGCAGUGAUUAUGUUUCAAGAAUUCACAUGGCAUUCGUGAAAUAUUGUAUACUGCCGUAUGCAGAUCCUCGGGUUUACGAAAAAUAUACAUCACCCCCGUUAACAUACCCAAAUGCCGAAACGAAUACUUUUUCUUGUCUACCUACGAAGAAAAUGACAAGCAAAAAUAAAAAUGAAGCAUACCAAUUUCACUCCGAAAAAAUGCUUUCAAGGAUUCAAUAGUAUAGAUAACUGAUUAACGUAAAUUAGUGAAGAGAAAGCAACAUCUUCAUUCCUCAGUUAUUGGAUGAAGUUCAAUAACCUUCAUGCUUUCUUCUUUCACAUGCCAAAGGCAAUCCUCCUCUUCCGAGCCAGGAACAUCGUUGAAGCCAAGCCGGAAGUGAAGUAACCAGCCUUGCACUUUCACGGUCACGAGUUCCAGAGAUGCACCAGCUGACGCCUGAGCAUCGGUUUGUUGCGAAUGCCAAUGACAGGGUUAUAAAAGAAGAAAAUGUUAAGUUCUCAUCUACCAAAAUCACUUACUUAUUUUGAUUUAGAUUUACAGUAGUGUGCCACAAGAACAAAAAUCGCUUCCAAAAUAAUGGUUCCAUCAACACUUCGCUUUAGCAGUUCCGUUCGGAAACGGUAUUGGGCGCACUGUUCAUAUUAUUUCACUGGAGGCUAUCCGUACUUUUUUCAUAGUUAAUGAUGCCUAUUUCACAAUUGUUUGAUGUAAAUUGGGAACUUGCGAAAGUGAAAAAAGUGAAGACGACCUUCCUGUCGUGGAUGUAGAUUGAAUUCAUUGUAUAGCGAAUAAUUUUUGGUAUCCAAAGAUCUUACUAUUAUCAGAAAGAUAAGUGAUCCACAUUUCUAUUAUGCUGAUUCAGUAAAUUAAUUCAUGGAUGUUCAUGAAUCCAAAGUUCAAUAUCAAAAUAAACAAAAAGAUACUACCAAAAAUUAGAAUUAUUUUUGAGUUGUAAUCCUUUAUUGCAAUAAACUUGACUCAGAAUUAUAUAGUUUCCAUAAAAUUCAAAAUGGUAUUUGAGACUUAUGGAAUGUCAUUGAGUUGAACUAUCUCAAAGGAAUAAAUCAUAUUUUUUCAGGAAAGAUCAGGAGACCGGCCUAAAAGUAAAUGAAAGAUUUUGACCAAAAGAGAUUUUGCAUACAUAAAACAGAUUUUACCUUCUUUCUAAGAAAGAGGAUUUUUUGAAUCUUUCCUUCUAAUCAACUUUGUAAUCAGAUCUCAACGGUGUAUAAUCACCAGUUAAAUUAACAUUGUAUAUUUUAUUACAAACAUUUUGUACAGAACUUCUUAAAAUACAUUUUGUACAUAUAGUAAAAAAUUAUCACAUAGUGUAUAACUUGCUGUCAGUGUCUUAAAAAUGACAUAUUGUUAUGAACAAUAAUAAUAUAUUUUCUUUAUAAUAUAUUUCAGAAUUUUACUCCAUCACAAGCUCUUGUGACUUUGUGUCAUUCAAAGAAGCAAAUAAAGCAAAAGGUUUUGACACAACACCAGAACGCCUGAUUUUGUGACAUACACACCACUUGAAUUAUUCCUGUAAAAACUUGCUGUAAAUAUUUCAUUGUUUUGUAACCAAGAAAUUAUUUUAAGUGG